Molecule: messenger RNA, 2634 nt
Organism: Cajanus cajan (pigeon pea)
Lineage: Eukaryota; Viridiplantae; Streptophyta; Magnoliopsida; Fabales; Fabaceae
Product: aspartyl protease family protein 2
Biological process (GO): proteolysis
Molecular function (GO): aspartic-type endopeptidase activity
Source: RefSeq, a predicted model, not a curated record
GGUCCGUCCAUGAUCCAUUGCAUCCAAGCAAUACAAAAGCAUGCCAAUGAAGCAGGAAACUGAGAGGAAAAUACCCUGCAAGAGUGACACCAGUUACUAUAUAUUCCCAUUAAAAAUUGAUUUUCGAUGUGUGAACCUUCACCUUGAAACCGAUGAGUUUAAUUAACUAUGGCAAUGAAAACGCGUUUUUGGUUUUUCUCAUUUCUUCUUGACAGAGUCUCCCCAAAACAAGCCUAAAUCAUCCACUUCCUCUUCUUUCCUUAUCCUCUUCUCUCUCAUUCUCUUCAAACCUCCCAAUUUUUUCAUUUUUAUUCAAAGUUUGAUUCUUUGUGGAGAUUUUGCAUUUAUCAUUUUCCUUAAGUUUUGUUUCCUUGUUUUGUUUGCCUUUUGUGAUUGGUUUUGAGAGUGAAUUCUCACAUCACACGCCUACCCUUUUAAUCUUCUCUUGUGUAACCUCAGAGAUUGUUGUAAAGUUUUGGUCUUUCUGGGGUUUGAAUUUUGUGCCUUGACUUCCACCCUGAUUUUCCACAAGGUGCUUGAUGUUGGUAUCUUCAUAAUUCAUAAACCAUGGUUUUGAGGGUUUCUCUCAUUGUGAUUCUCCUUGUGUUACACUAUUCUUUCACUGUGGAUGCCGUUUUUGGGCAUCACAACCACAAUGGAUCUUCUCUUGCUGCAGUCAAGUUUCCUGAUCAUGCAAACUUCAAUGCUGUUUCUUCUUCAACAGAAUCUGGGUGUAGUUUCUCCAAGUCAGAGAAAUUUGAGCUUUCUGUGGCUACCAUGACAUCAGAUGGUGAAGAGGGAGAGCCUUUGGUGGCAGCAGAACAGCACAAGCAAUAUGUGAAACUCAAUUUGAGGCACCACUCGGUGAGAAAAGAUGCUGCUGAGCCUAAAAAAUCUGUGGUUGAGUCCACAGUGAGAGACUUGAAGAGAAUUCAGACCCUUCACAGAAGGGUCAUAGAGAAGAAGAACCAAAACACAAUUUCAAGGCUGGAGAAGGCACAGGAGCAAUCAAAGAAGUCCUACAAGCUGGCGGAUACUCCGGCAGCGGCGGCGGCGCCGGAGUAUCUUUCCAGUCAGCUCGUGGCAACCUUGGAGUCAGGGGUGAGUCAUGGCUCUGGUGAGUACUUCAUGGAUGUGUUUGUUGGCACACCACCAAAGCAUUUUUCUCUAAUACUUGAUACUGGUAGUGAUCUUAAUUGGAUUCAAUGUGUCCCUUGUUAUGCUUGUUUUGAGCAAAAUGGACCAUACUAUGAUCCUAAGGAUUCUAGUUCUUUUAAGAACAUAACAUGCCAUGAUCCAAGGUGCCAAUUGGUGUCAUCCCCAGACCCUCCUCAGCCUUGCAAGGCUGAGACUCAAAGCUGUCCAUACUUCUAUUGGUAUGGGGAUAGUUCCAACACAACUGGUGAUUUUGCACUUGAAACUUUCACAGUGAAUCUCACCACACCUAAUGGCAAGCCUGAACUCAAGCUUGUUGAGAAUGUCAUGUUUGGUUGUGGUCAUUGGAAUAGAGGGCUUUUUCAUGGUGCUGCUGGAUUGCUUGGGCUGGGGAGAGGGCCAUUGUCAUUUGCCACUCAGCUUCAAUCCCUUUAUGGCCAUUCCUUUUCCUACUGCCUUGUGGAUAGGAACAGCAACUCAAGUGUUAGUAGCAAGUUGAUAUUUGGUGAGGACAAGGAGCUUCUCAGCCACCCCAAUUUGAAUUUCACUUCCUUUGUUGGUGGCAAAGAGAACCCUGUUGAUACAUUUUACUAUGUCCAGAUAAAGUCCAUCAUGGUUGGUGGUGAGGUGCUGAAGAUUCCUGAGGAAACUUGGCAUUUGUCAGCAGAAGGUGGAGGAGGCACAAUCAUUGAUUCUGGCACCACUUUGACUUAUUUUGCUGAACCUGCCUAUGAGAUUAUCAAGGAGGCUUUCAUGAGGAAAAUCAAGGGGUAUCCACUUGUUGAAAAGUUCCCCCCUCUAAAGCCAUGCUAUAAUGUGUCUGGGGUUGAGAAAAUGGACCUUCCUGAAUUUGUGAUCUUGUUUGCUGAUGGGGCUGUGUGGGAUUUCCCUGUGGAGAAUUACUUCAUCCAGAUUGAACCUGAAGAUGUUGUUUGUUUGGCUAUUUUGGGGACUCCUAGGUCUGCACUUUCAAUAAUUGGAAACUAUCAGCAACAGAAUUUCCACAUCUUGUAUGAUGUCAAGAAAUCAAGACUUGGCUAUGCACCAAUGAAGUGUGCUGAUAUUUAGAAUCUUGCUAGGGAUGAAAGGUGUAUAGGAGGAGAAAAUAGUAUAUAGUUCAGGAUCCUGUGGUCCUAAUUAAUCACUAUACGAUAUGCAAUUGAGUUUUUUUUUCUCGUAAAUUGAGAAACUCGACUUCAUAUUAUAUAGAAAUUGAUUGGGAUUAUGGACAUGUAGCAAUCUAAGACUACCUAAUAAUUACUCUUUAAGAGAGAACAAACUAUGAACAAGGUAAUUCUUGAGGUUGAUUUUUUCUUUUUGGGGGGAAAGUGAUAUACACAUAAAAGAAAGAAAGUUGGGUUUUGUUUCUUCAGGUGGCCUAGGUAAUUACAGGAACAAGGUCAUUACAAAUACAAACGUUUCAUUUGUUAUGUACACAUUUAACUGCUUCAAUUAUGAGUUCAUUUUCACUUUCAAUUC